Messenger RNA from Trichoplusia ni (cabbage looper), 1392 nucleotides. Its product is annotated as RNA-binding protein 48. The transcript is spliced from 2 exons. Gene Ontology annotation, cellular component: nucleoplasm. Gene Ontology annotation, molecular function: nucleic acid binding. Bases 113 to 1018 code for a protein of 301 amino acids. The record is from RefSeq and is a predicted model, not a curated record. Lineage: Eukaryota; Metazoa; Arthropoda; Insecta; Lepidoptera; Noctuidae.
UGUGUCAUCUUCACUUUUUUUGACAGCCUUCAGUCAGUGACUUGGGAUUUGUUUGUAAAUAUGAACGGAUGUUCGGACCUUUUUUGUAAAUAAUUCUUAUAUAUUUAAAGCAAUGACUGAAAAUACAUCAGAACCUGAGCUAUUGCCGCAUCAUGAGCAACUUGAUUUAUGUACGUCACGUCUACCGUACCGACAGGGACGAAAAUUAACAGCCGUGAAAGUAUACUCCAUAAAUGACGAAUCAAAGCACUUAUUGGUCUUCGGUGUGCCUUCACUCAACCUUCGUCAAGAAACGAAAGCCUUAUUCUCAAGGUUCGGCAAACUAAAACAAUUUAACUUAACAAAAUAUCCAUCAGAACAGUUUACAGAAACAUAUCAUGCUUUAUUUGAAGACAUUCAGUCUGCACGCAUAGCUAAAAAAAUGUUAGAUACAAAGAAUUAUUAUGGCGGGAACUUACAUAUUUGUUAUGCACCUGAGUUGGAAACUGUAGAUGAAACAAAAGCGAAAUUACUACAAAGACAAACAAAUGUUAUCAACCGGUUAAAAAAUCUGCAACGCGAACCAAAAAUUAAGAAACCUGUUGAAAUUAUAGCUCAAAAUGAUGAUGAUGAAAAAACCGCCGAAAAAAGUAGCAGUAAAUUAUGUGAUUUGCAAAAUGGCGGUGAAAUUAAAAAAGCAGAAGGCACUGGUAAUAAACUAUACAUGGGCACUGAAAACACGAUACAAUUAACAAAACGUAAAAUUAAAGAACCUAAACCAAAGAAAAUGAAAAAGAUUAAGCAUAAUAAUGAUUCUAAAAAUAAUACUAGUGAGGUAAAAACUAUAGAAUCUGCUUCUACAACUGAAACUGCAAAUAAUAUAGAAAUAAUAGAUUUUACAUCAACGGAAAAGGAGGUUUUAACUAAUGUUAAUGAAAGUCUUAAUUAUAAUAAUUUUGGUAAAGAGAUUAUUAAACCGAUUCCCUAUAAGCCUGUAAAUAAAAUUAAGUUUAAUUUAAAUAAAAACUCUUUAUUGUAAUUUGUUUCUUUUUCAGCCUUGUAGAAAUAUCCUUGACAAGCUUGAUUGGUCACCCAUCAGAUAGACAACCUUACCCACCGUUCUUAAUUCUAUACUAACAACAGUAACAGUAGUGACAUGGUAUCUCGGUUCAUGAGAUCAUUUCUUGUAAUGAAUGGAUAAACAGCUGUCUUCACAAUAAAGUUAUGUUUAUCCCUUAGGUAGAAACACUUAAAAUGUUUUUUUUUCUUUGAAUCGAUUCCUGGUCUGGUCUUGGGACCAGUUUUAGAUAAUUCUCGACCGCUUCAGAAGUAAAUAACUUUCAGACCACCACAAAAAAUUAUGCAUUCUUAUGAUUUGAGAAAACAACCUUCUUUUGAGUGGAGAAUAUAAAU